GAAUAACCUCUUCUUAGAAACACCACUGCAAUAACUAUACUCACAUCAAACGAUUAAUCUAAACGAAUUCACGAAAAUGGCUGCAAAGAGCGUCUUUAUUACUGGUACCACCGGUUUCAUUGGAGGUGAUGCAUUCUACGCAUUGCAUAAAGCGCAUCCUGACUGGAAGUAUACCAUCCUCGUCCGAAGUGAGGAUAAGGGGAAGGAUGUGCAGAAGCAAUAUCCUGAUGUGAAGUUGGCGGUUGGAUCGUUGGAUGAUUCCAAGGUCAUUGAGAAGGCUGCUUCUGAGGCCGACAUUGUCAUUCAUACCGCUGAAAGUUCCGAUCACCAAGGCGCUGCCAAGGCUAUCGCUGCUGGCCUGCGAUCUACCCACUCGAGCUCAAACCCCGGCUACUGGAUUCACAUCAGCGGCACGGGCAUUCUCUGCUGGUACGAUAUGGACAACAAGCGCUAUGGAGAAGGUCCUCUUCCCGAGCAAGCCUACGACGAUCUCGAGGGAGUCGACAAGGUCACUUCUCUGCCUGACACCGCUUUCCAUCGCGAUGUCGACAAGAUUGUUCUCGACGAAGCUGCCAAGGAUCCCAGCGCCGUAAAGGUCGCCAUCGUCUGCCCUCCCACCAUCUACGGCACUGGCCGAGGACCCGCCAACCAGCGAAGUCGCCAAAUCCCGGGCUUAACCGAGACAACCCUCGAGAAGGGCUUCGGUCCCAUCAUCGGCGCUGGCGAAACAGAGUGGGACAACGUACACGUCCAUGAUCUCUCCAAGCUAAUUGUUCUUCUCUCCGAUCGCGCCGCAUCAUCUGAGAAGCAGUCCGACGAACAGGAAAUCUGGGGGCCAAGGGGGUACUUCUUCGCUGAGAACGGCAAACACAAAUGGAGCCAGAUUUCGGCUCUUAUUGCCAAGGAAGCUAAGAAGCAGGGCGUUAUUGAUAGUGAUGAGACAAAAGUGUUGGAUGUUGAUGAGGCACAGAAGAAGUUGGGAUUCCAGGCUCUCUCAUGGGGUUUGAAUAGUCGUGGUGAGGCAAAGCGAGCGAGGAAAUUUCUUGGUUGGAAGCCGGUGGGUGAGAGUUUGGAGCAGUGGAUUCCUGAGUCGGUGCAGAUUGAGGCUAAGAGACUGAACAAGGCUUAAACAGCACACCGGACGCAUCUUCAGAUUGAAAUGAGAGCGAAAACCAAAUACUACAUUCCCAAGCUCAAUGAGAUGAACCACCAAUCAUAAGGCGUGGCUAAAUUCAACGACAAAAUAAUAAGAAUAGCGAAAUACAAUGCCUUGCGAUGUUGGUCUCUUUUGCUCUGGCUGCACUCAAUGG
Fusarium verticillioides 7600 is the source of this 1310-nucleotide messenger RNA. RefSeq lists its product as hypothetical. The coding region runs from base 77 to 1129 and encodes 350 amino acids. Lineage: Eukaryota; Fungi; Ascomycota; Sordariomycetes; Hypocreales; Nectriaceae. The transcript is spliced from 3 exons. The record is from RefSeq and is a predicted model, not a curated record.